AAUGUGACCCUGCCUGCAGCCUCUUUCCUACAAGCCACUCUGCAGCCUAAACAUCUACCCCUACUUUCUCCAGAAGGGCUGGACUGCUCUACAAGGCCCUAAAGAUGACGCGUAUUUUGUCUGUUUUUAGGGCUGCCAGAGCAGGGCUUCUUAAGCCAACGGUCCAGCAUCACUGUGGCUUCGCAAAACCUGGCCUCCGGUUCAUGAGCGUUAAGGCGCACACUGCAAAUUUAGUGCUGGAAGAUGGGACAAAAAUCAGAGGCUACUCCUUUGGGCACCCUGCGUCAGUAGCCGGAGAAGUCAUUUUCAACACUGGAUUGGGCGGAUAUGUAGAAGCUUUGACAGACCCAAGCUAUCGUGGACAAAUUCUCACCCUUACCAACCCGAUCAUAGGGAAUGGCGGAGCACCUGACACCAAAGCCCUGGAUUCCUAUGGUCUUAUGAAAUACAUUGAGUCAGAGAACAUUCAGGUGUCUGGUCUACUGGUCUUGGACUACAGUCAUGAGUACAGCCACUGGGGGGCAGUCAAGUCACUCUCAGAGUGGCUACAUGAAGAGAAGGUUCCUGCGCUGUGUGGAAUUGAUACCAGGAUGUUGGCGAAAAAGAUUAGGGACAAGGGCAUUGUACUUGGUAAAAUCGAAUUUGAAGGACAGCCAGUGGAGUUUGUUGACCCCAACAAGAGGAACCUGAUUGCAGAAGUAUCAACCAAGGAAGCGAAAGUAUAUGGCAAAGGGAACGCUGUUAGAAUUGUGGCCGUGGACUGUGGAGUGAAGCACAACAUCAUCCGUCAGCUGGUAAAGAGAGGAGCAGAGGUUCACCUGGUUCCCUGGAAUCAUGAUUUUACGAAAAUGGAAUAUGAUGGUCUCUUACUUACAAGUGGACCUGGAAACCCAGAAUUGGCCCAGCCUCUAAUCCAAAAUCUGAGGAAGGUCUUCAACAGUGACCGCACGGAACCAGUGUUUGGUAUCUGUAUGGGGAAUGAGAUUGCAGCUCUGGCAGCUGGGGCCAAGACAUACAGGUUGCCGAUGGCUAACAGAGGGCAGAACCAGCCUGUUAUGAACACAAUGAAUGGACAGGCCUUCAUUACUGCUCAGAAUCAUGCAUAUGGAGUAGAUAGCAACUCUCUACCUGCUGGCUGGAAGCCACUCUUUGUAAACAUAAAUGAUAAGAGCAAUGAGGGCAUCAUGCAUGAGACCAAGCCAAUCUUCACUGCCCAGUUUCACCCUGAGGCCAAUCCUGGACCGGUUGACACAGAGUUCCUGUUUGAUGUUUUCCUUUCAAUGAUAAAGAAGGGUAAAGGCACCACCUUGGUAUCAGUAAUGCCCAAACCUGCUCUACAGUCUAAGAGAAUUGAUGUAUCUAAAGUCCUUAUCUUGGGUUCUGGAGGUCUCUCAAUUGGACAAGCAGGAGAAUUUGAUUAUUCUGGAUCUCAGGCUGUCAAAGCUAUGAAAGAAGAGAAUGUGAAAACAGUUCUCAUGAACCCCAACAUCGCCUCUGUCCAGACUAAUGAGGUGGGCAUCAAGCAGGCCGACACAGUGUACUUCUUACCUAUCACACCCCAAUUUGUCACUGAAAUUAUUAAAACAGAGCGACCAGAUGGCAUCAUCUUGGGAAUGGGUGGACAGACUGCCCUGAACUGCGGUGUGGAACUCUUCAAACGGGGCGUGCUUAAAGAGUACGGAGUUCGAGUAUUGGGCACUUCAGUGGAAUCCAUCAUGUUUACAGAAGACAGGCAGCUUUUCUCCGACAAACUAAAUGAAAUUAAUGAACCCAUCGCCCCAAGCUUUGCUGUAGAAUCGGUGAAAGAUGCUCUGGGUGCAGCUGACAAAAUUGGCUACCCUGUCAUGAUUCGAUCUGCCUAUGCUUUAGGUGGUCUUGGGUCAGGUCUUUGUCCUGAUAAGGAAACACUCACAGACUUGGCAACAAAGGCUUUAGCAAUGACAAACCAGAUUUUGGUAGAACGUUCAGUUGUGGGUUGGAAGGAGAUUGAGUAUGAGGUGGUGAGAGAUGCAGCAGACAACUGUGUCACCGUCUGCAACAUGGAAAAUGUGGAUGCUAUGGGAGUUCACACAGGGGACUCAAUUGUUGUAGCUCCUUGUCAGACCCUGUCCAAUGAGGAGUGUCAGAUGUUGAGGGCCUGUUCUAUCAAAGUUGUACGGCACUUGGGCAUAGUUGGUGAAUGCAAUAUCCAAUUUGCUUUGCAUCCCACUUCACUGGAGUAUGUCAUCAUUGAAGUCAACGCCCGACUCUCACGUAGCUCUGCUUUAGCUUCUAAAGCCACUGGGUACCCGUUGGCCUUCAUCGCUGCAAAAAUUGCCUUGGGCAUACCCCUGCCUGAGAUUAGGAAUGUUGUCUCUGGAAAAACCACAGCAUGCUUUGAGCCCAGUCUGGACUACAUGGUGACAAAGAUACCCCGCUUUGAUUUGGAUCGCUUCCAUGGUGCCUCAGGAUUGAUUGGCAGCUCUAUGAAGAGUGUUGGAGAGGUCAUGGCUAUUGGUCGCACAUUUGAAGAAAGCUUCCAAAAGGCACUGCGAAUGUGUCAUCCAUCUGUAGAUGGCUUCACCUCAAAUCUUCCAAUGAACAAAGCAUGGGCAGCAGAUGUCAACUUAAGGAAAGAGAUGGCUGAACCCACCAGCACCCGUAUGUUCAGCAUGGCCAAGGCUCUGGAAUCAGGAAUUCCUAUAGAUGAAAUCUACAAACUUACAGCCAUUGACAAGUGGUUCCUGUACAAGAUGCGAGGUAUUCUGAACAUGGAGAAGACCCUGAGAAACAGCAAGAGUGAAUCCUUACCAGAAGAGACAUUGCGUCGUGCCAAGCAAAUUGGGUUCUCCGAUCGGCACAUUGGGAACUGUCUGGGGCUGACGGAAUCUCAAACCAGAGAGCUGAGGCAGAAAAAGAACGUCAAUCCAUGGGUCAAGCAGAUUGAUACAUUGGCUGCUGAAUAUCCUGCAAUAACAAACUACCUCUACCUCACCUACAAUGGACAGGAGCAUGACAUAAAGUUUGAUGACCAUGGAAUGAUGGUUCUAGGCUGUGGCCCGUAUCAUAUAGGCAGCAGUGUCGAGUUUGAUUGGUGUGCAGUUUCCAGCAUCCGUACACUACGUGAACUCGGCAAGAAGACCGUGGUGGUGAACUGCAACCCUGAAACUGUCAGCACAGAUUUUGAUGAAUGUGACAAGCUUUACUUUGAGGAGUUGUCCCAGGAAAGAAUUAUGGAUGUAUACCAACAAGAACAAUGUGAUGGCUGCAUCAUCUCAGUGGGAGGGCAGAUCCCCAACAAUUUGGCGGUGCCGCUACACAAGAACGGAGUGAAGAUCAUGGGCACCAGCCCGCUGCAGAUUGAUAGGGCUGAAGACCGUUCCAUAUUCUCUGCUGUCCUGGACGAGCUUAAGAUUGCCCAAGCGCCAUGGAAAGCAGUUAACACUCUGGAUGAUGCUCUGCAGUUCACAAAGACUGUUGGCUACCCAUGCUUACUGCGUCCUUCCUAUGUGCUCAGUGGUUCAGCAAUGAAUGUGGUAUAUGGAGAUGAAGAACUGAAGAGCUUCCUAGCAGAAGCCACCAGAGUCUCACAGGAGCACCCAGUGGUGAUCACCAAGUUCAUUCAAGGAGCACGAGAAGUGGAGAUGGAUGCCGUUGCCAAAGAAGGCCGUGUCAUUUGCCAUGCUAUUUCAGAACAUGUGGAGGAUGCCGGAGUUCAUUCAGGGGAUGCUACCCUUAUGAUUCCCACACAGUCAAUCAGCCAGGGGGCGCUUGAGAAGGUGAAAAUUGCAACCAAGAAAAUUGCAACUGCUUUUGCCAUUUCUGGACCCUUCAAUGUUCAGUUCCUUGUCAAAGGAAAUGAUGUUCUGGUGAUUGAAUGCAACCUGAGAGCCUCCCGCUCCUUCCCAUUUGUGUCCAAGACUUUGGGAGUUGACUUUAUCGAUGUGGCUACCAAAGUCAUGAUUGGAGAAAAAAUUGAUGAGAGUCCUCUCCCUACAUUAGAGAGCCCCAUCAUCCCUGCAGAUUAUGUUGGCAUCAAGGCACCAAUGUUCUCCUGGCCUCGCUUGAGAGGAGCUGAUCCAGUGCUGCGUUGUGAGAUGGCAUCUACUGGUGAGGUGGCUUGCUUUGGGCAAAACAUCUACUCUGCCUUCCUGAAGGCCAUGAUCUCCACAGGUUUCAAACUUCCCCAAAAGGGAAUUUUGAUUGGAAUCCAGCAUUCAUUCCGUCCCCACUUCCUCGGCACAGCCCAGCAACUUAAAGAGGAGGGAUUCAAGCUGUAUGCUACUGAGGCCACUGCUGAUUGGCUGAAUGCAAAUGAUAUUCCUGCUACAGCUGUUGCUUGGCCUUCCCAGGAGGCACAGUCCAGCACUCCCUCAAUCUACAAAUUGAUCAAAGAAGGCAACAUUGACCUGGUAAUUAACUUGCCAAACAACAACACAAAGUAUGUGCGUGAUAACUUUAUCAUAAGGAGGACUGCAGUGGACAGCGGAAUCGCCUUACUUACCAACUUCCAGGUGGUUAAACUGUUUGCUGAAGCUAUAAAAUAUUCUGGAGACCUGGACACCAAGAGUCUUUUCCACUACAGACAAUUUGGGGGCUCCAAAUCCGUAUAAGGAGCCUAAAUUAUUCCGAAGCAGCUUUUCCAACUGAAAGGACCAUCUCACUAAAUGUCUUUUGUUGAUCAUUUGUUUACUUUCAGUUGUAUUUUACUUUAUUAAAAGAAGACCAAUGCCACUUUGAUUAUGUCUUUGAGGUUUUGAACAUGUGAAAUCUGAGAUUUCUCAGUAAAAAAUAAUAAUUACAUGGGUACAUGUAUGUUUAUAGAUUUCUUCGUAUAUAGUUUAGAAUCACCCCUAAAUUUACUGUGCCACUAUGAAAUGUAAAAACAUAAAAUAUUCAUGUGGUAGGCCAUUAUGUAGAACAAGUAAAAAAUAAUCGAUAAAACCUCCCCACAAAGAGUUCAUAACUGAUCACAUACAUGCCACCCAUACAGUUCAUGCCUGCUCAUUUGGAGCAGCAAUUCACAAAGGCAUAUGGUAUCUCAACCACUUUACAUAUGAUGUUCCCAGAAAUAAAGCUCUUAAUGCUUUGUUUAAAAUUAACCAAAUCGGUUUUGAGCUUGGACAUUUUGUCCAAAAGACAUCUAAAAUCAAAUCUAUGAUCAAAGCUGUAUAAAUCAGCCCCACAUAGAUGGUCUAAUUUAUAAUUAGACCAAAAGAAAGUGCAAAUCCUAAGAAAAUAAAAAAAAUGCUUCUAAAACUUUUUGGCUAGAAUCAUGGAUGGCAGGAGCUCACACUAAACACAUAUAGUAAUAGUACCAACUGCUGUUCAAGAACACAGUACCAACCCUGGAUAAUGUUUCUCAUGAUCCCGUAAAUAAUAGUAUACCCAUUGUGAUGAUGAGCCUUUUCAAAUGAUGGAGACAAACCUUAAAAGAAACAAAUGGUAAAAGAUGGAGGAUCCUAAUAAUUGCAUGUGAAGAAAUAAAACCACUGAGUCUUUUUCAA
Messenger RNA from Bufo bufo (common toad), 5486 nucleotides. It is a transcript of the gene CPS1, whose product is annotated as carbamoyl-phosphate synthase 1. Gene Ontology annotation, molecular function: ATP binding; metal ion binding; carbamoyl-phosphate synthase (glutamine-hydrolyzing) activity. The transcript has 38 exons. Lineage: Eukaryota; Metazoa; Chordata; Amphibia; Anura; Bufonidae. Gene Ontology annotation, cellular component: carbamoyl-phosphate synthase complex; cytoplasm. Bases 105 to 4592 code for a protein of 1495 amino acids. Gene Ontology annotation, biological process: L-glutamine metabolic process; L-arginine biosynthetic process; 'de novo' pyrimidine nucleobase biosynthetic process. The record is from RefSeq and is a predicted model, not a curated record.